UACGCAGCCGUAGCAGUGUUUUCUGAACUCAGCUGUCGUACAAACAAGGCAUUUGCAUACAGGAUUCCAUUUUUUUGGGUAGACAUUCGCCAGAAAACGGAGUAAAAUGGGUUUUUUUAUUUCCAAAUCCUUGGAUCAAAACAUGAAGAAACAGCAAGAGUUUAUGCUGAUGAAUUCUCGACUUCAGCUGGAAAGACAGAUCCUGAUGCAGAAUCAGAUGCGAGAGAGACAGGUAGCAAUGCAGAUCGCCUGGUCCAGAGAAUUCCUGAAGUACUAUGGGGCUUUUUUUGGAAUUGCAGCUGUUGGAUGUACUGUAGGUGCUUUGAAAAAGAGAAGACCUCAAAUCUUCCUGCCUAUAAUUCCGCUAAGCAUCGUUUUUGUAUACCAGCUGGACCUGGGCUAUGGAACAUUAGCGAAGAGAAUGAAAGCUGAUGCAGAGGCAAUACUGGAGAAUGAGAGUGAUAGGCUGGCGCUGCCAUACGGACCCCCAACCUUUGAGAGCAUUGAGAAAGCUAGACGAGCCCAAAGCACAUUUUUUAUUGAAAAAUAGCUGCCGUAACAACACUCAUAAUUUCUCAGUGUAAUCUUUUACCACAUGGCUUAUAAUUUGUGUUAUACUACAAAGGUAUUAUUCAGACCUUGGUUGUAAAUACUGGGGAUGGAUUGUGUUGAACCUCACAUUUGUGUUGCUCACUGAAAUAAAGAUGUUCUAACCU
Messenger RNA from Polyodon spathula (Mississippi paddlefish), 716 nucleotides. It is a transcript of the gene plgrkt, whose product is annotated as plasminogen receptor, C-terminal lysine transmembrane protein. Gene Ontology annotation, biological process: positive regulation of plasminogen activation. NCBI's taxonomy places the organism in Eukaryota, Metazoa, Chordata, Actinopteri, Acipenseriformes, Polyodontidae. The transcript has 5 exons. The coding region runs from base 107 to 550 and encodes 147 amino acids. The record is from RefSeq and is a predicted model, not a curated record. Gene Ontology annotation, cellular component: plasma membrane.